CCCAAAAAAGCCUUUCAUUGCCCCUGUCACCUAUCGACCUCUUCCUGCUGUCAUCAGUAUUGUCGCGAUGACAACAAAAGAAACCUAUGCUAUGCCGAACGAUGAACAAUACGAAAUGCCUACAGAACAGGCUGUUGCUAAGAAACCGGAUUCGGCAUUAAAGAGUUUCCUCUCGGGAGGCGUCGGCGGAAUCUGCGUUGUGGUCGUGGGUCACCCUUUGGAUCUCAUUAAGGUUCGCAUGCAGACAGGUGGCAUUGCUGGAGCCAGUGGUUCAGUUCUUGGUAUUUUUGCCAACACAUUCCGCUCGGAAGGAAUGCGUGGCCUGUAUCGAGGUGUUUCGGCUCCUUUGCUGGCCGUGAGCCCCAUUUUCGCCAUUUCAUUCUGGGGCUACGAUAUAGGGCAACGCCUCGUCCAGUACGUCCAGCCGAGUCCCGGAGAUCUCUCGCUCACGCAAAAAUGUGUUGCUGGGGGUCUAAGCGCAAUUCCAACAACGGCGAUAAUGGCUCCGUCGGAACGUAUCAAAUGUCUGUUGCAGACCAAUGGCGAUAAAUACAAAGGCAUGAAGGAUUGCGCCACUGCGAUUUAUCGAGAAGGAGGAUUCGCUAGCUUGUUCCGGGGAACGGGAGCUACACUAUUGCGAGAUGUCCCGGGAUCCAUGGCGUGGUUUGGCACGUACGAGGCCGUCAAGAUGGGAAUGAUGAAAGCUCAGGGAAUCGAGGACACGUCCCAACUUUCUCCAUCGGCAGUACUUACGGCGGGAGGGCUAGCUGGUAUGGCCUGCUGGGUCAUCUCUAUUCCUGCGGAUGUUUUGAAAUCACGUUACCAGACAGCUCCCGAGGGCAUGUACCGUGGCUUAGGCGACGUGUACAAGAAACUAAUGGCAGAAGAAGGGGCGGGUGCAUUGUUCACCGGAAUUCGCCCCGCUUUGAUCCGCGCUUUCCCAGCCAACGCUGCGUGUUUCUUCGGAAUGGAAGUAGCCAGAAAGGUGUUUUCAUUCAUGGACUAGGAUUUGCGGAAAAGUGCUGUAAGCGAAAAGCGGGUUUGUAAUAGAUGAGGUUUACCGUGUAUUC
This is a messenger RNA of Phaeodactylum tricornutum CCAP 1055/1, 1070 nucleotides long. RefSeq lists its product with no specific name. Gene Ontology annotation, biological process: mitochondrial transport; carnitine transmembrane transport. Gene Ontology annotation, cellular component: mitochondrial envelope. Lineage: Eukaryota; Bacillariophyta; Bacillariophyceae; Surirellales; Neidiaceae. Gene Ontology annotation, molecular function: O-acyl-L-carnitine transmembrane transporter activity. Bases 68 to 1006 code for a protein of 312 amino acids. The transcript has 3 exons. The record is from RefSeq and is a predicted model, not a curated record.